Molecule: messenger RNA, 1412 nt
Organism: Vicugna pacos (alpaca)
Lineage: Eukaryota; Metazoa; Chordata; Mammalia; Artiodactyla; Camelidae
Gene: DHRS12
Product: dehydrogenase/reductase 12
Source: RefSeq, a predicted model, not a curated record
CAUAACUGGGAUGAUGUAACCGCUGGCGGCUCGGGAGGGGCUGGGCGGAGGCACCGGGAGCGCGGGGCCGCGGGACUCUGCGUGCGGCGUGCGCCCCACCAUGCUCCUCUACCGCAGCGCCGCGUGGUUCGCCAAGGGGCUGCGCGAAUACACCAAGAGUGGCUAUGAGUCUGCUUCCAAGGACUUUGUCCCUGGUGACUUGGAGGUCCAAGUUCCUGGGAGAUCCUUCUUGGUCACCGGCGGAAACAGCGGCAUUGGAAGAGCGACUGUCAUCGAGAUAGCCAAGCGAGGUGGCACAGUUCACCUGGUUUGUCGCGAUCAGAACCGAGCAGAAGGUGCCAGAGGUGAGAUCAUCAGGGAGAGCGGUAACCGGAACAUCUUCCUGCACAUUGUGGACUUGUCUGAUCCCAAGGCAAUCUGGAAAUUUGUGGAAAAUUUCAAGCAGGAACACACACUCCAUGUCCUGAUCAAUAAUGCAGGCUGCAUGGUCAAUAAAAGAGAGCUCACGGAAGACGGACUUGAAAAAAACUUUGCCACCAACACUCUGGGUGUGUAUGUCCUCACGACUGCCCUGAUCCCUGUGCUGGAGAAAGAACACAACCCCAGAGUGAUAACAGUCUCCUCUGGAGGAAUGUUGGUUCAGAAACUGAAUACCAACGACCUACAGUCAGAAAGGACAGCUUUCAGUGGAACUAUGGUCUAUGCACAAAACAAAAGGCAGCAGGUGGUUCUGACGGAGCACUGGGCCCGAGCGCACCCGGCCAUCCACUUCUCCUGCAUGCAUCCUGGCUGGGCCGACACCCCAGGCGUGCGGCUCUCCAUGCCAGGGUUCCACGCCAGCAUGGGGGACAGGCUGCGCUCUGCGGCCCAGGGCGCGGACACCGUGCUGUGGCUGGCCCUCGCCCCCGCCGCCACCGCGCAGCCCAGCGGCCUCUUCUUCCAAGGUGACUUCCUCCCCGGGUGUGAAGGUGCCCAGGACCCUCCUUCCCCAGACCACCCUCCUCUCCAUGAAACUCGGAUCGGAAACCAGUGCCCACACACUUGCCUCUUGCUAGGACAUCGUCCUCACCGGCUGAAGAGGAGAAAUUAAUUGAAAUCCUGGAAGAGCUGGCUCAGAGAUUUAAAUAGGCCAGGCCAGACCCACCAUGGGAAGGUGUGGACCAGAGGCCAGUGAGCAGACCCCACUUCUGCUUCCCCCCACGGCCCUGGAGGUUGGCUCAUAUUCCACUGUUGCACUUUGAGCUGGUUUCCCCUGCAUCUACAGUCACAGAAAUUAACCCCAUUCCUUAUAAAGCCCAGUCUUGAAGGCUUGAUCCACCACCACCUCACCGUGGGACCACAGGUCGGGUUACUUACCCUCUGGGGCUUCAUUUUCCCUGGCAGUAAAGAAGAUUAUAGUGGUGCGUACCUCA